AUCAGUCCCGCAAUUAGCGCUGAUGCGAUUUGGAUGUGGCGGUUUUAUUAAUUAGAGGUGUCACCUGUAGCGCCGCCCCUAAAAACCGACGCCGUCCGUCGUCUUGCUCAUAGUAUCGCUCACAAUCCCCGUCGGCACGUGCUCGCGAUCAUCCAGCGUCGAGUUUUGUCUGUCUGCCGUUCUUCAACCCCAAUAGCAACGUGUUUUGGGGUUUCAACGCGGUUUUAUUCCAGCACACGACGAUGUCGUCUAGUAACGAUCAUUUGCCUCUACCACCAUCAACGUCGAAGCCGAGGCUAUCUCCUUUGGACUUCAGAAAUACAGAAUUGGUUUCACGUCUACUAGCAGCCACGCCACCUUACUUGUAUAACAUGUCUUUGCUGCCCAAUUCCUACUUCUUCAGCGAGAUGUUGAGAUCCCUAGUUCAAGCCAAACAAGAAAAUGCUGCGAAUGCCGAGAGCAUGAUGGCGUCAUCAGUACAUUCUAGGAGAUCUAGAAAACGUCCUUGGUUAGUAUCGAGGCACGAGGAAGCAUCUAAACACGUUCCAAAAAUUGAGAAAACUGAAGUAGCCGAUUGGCCCAAAGUAACUUCCGAAAAAGUUAGUCCCAUUGAACUAAUCAGAAAAUCUCCAAUCUCUAGGGUACUGGAAGACUCUAAGACAUAUAUGAAAGAAAAGUCUGGUCCGUUUGAACAUGUCCAGGCAGAACCUCCCAAUACUGGACUAGUCUUACCUCCAGCACCUCCAAUUUGGUUUCCUCCCAUAUAUCCAAGUCCGUAUGUAGAUCCAUUACAUUUUUUCAUUGAUCUCAGAGUAUCUGGUCAUAUCUAUGAUAAAAGCCAGAAAGAAUGUGUGAACUUUGACCGAUCCGCCAACAAAGAAUACCCGUCAACUAUAGUUUCUUCGAACUCUGAAUCCGAACACAGCCAGAAUGCUGAAAAGAGCAACUUACCUUUUGCACCAAGCAGAUAUGGCAGUCACAACUCAGCAUUCUCAGUGCCCCAACAGAAAUACCGGAACAGCAGCCCAAUGAAUUUAACGCAAGUGGACAGUGAUUCCAAAUGCACUAAAUUCGAUGUCAAAUCAAUGGGUUUUGAGAAGUCUACUAACAGAACUGGAACAAAAUAUGUUGUAUCUAAUAUUGAGAGUAUAUAUAGAAAUGUUAAUCCGACACAGCGAACGAGUGACUGUUCUCCUGAAAAAAUAGCUAAAACUGAAGAAGAAAAAAUACAAUCUGCAUUUCGUUUAUUUUCUGAGAACAGUGAUUUAGAAGUUAGAGAACUCACGCCAGUUGACGUCAUUGAUGGGGAGGAUCCAGGAUUCAAAAUUGAUGUGCAGACUUGAAUUGUUUAUAAGCGACUACAGUUGUAGUGUUUUCAAAAGAAACCUAUAAUAAGAUAUACACUGAAUGUAGACCCUAGAUAUAUGCAUUCUUGUUCGACACUGUAACAGUUACUACAUGAUAUUGUUUCAGUUCAAACAAGACAUCAAGAAUCUAUUGUAAAUAUUGUACAUCUUCCUGGCAUCUAUUUAUUUUGAAUGAGUGAAAUAAACAUGAAUGUCU
Messenger RNA from Coccinella septempunctata (seven-spotted ladybird), 1563 nucleotides. RefSeq lists its product as uncharacterized. The record is from RefSeq and is a predicted model, not a curated record. The transcript is spliced from 2 exons. The coding region runs from base 243 to 1343 and encodes 366 amino acids. NCBI's taxonomy places the organism in Eukaryota, Metazoa, Arthropoda, Insecta, Coleoptera, Coccinellidae.